AUGAAAGCUGAUAGUUUUCACUCAUUGUUUUCAGAUAAGUCUGCUAAAUACAAUUAAUUCAUAAGUUCUUAGCUAUUUGUUGGGUAUAAAGUUCGAGGCAAAGACUAAUAAAAAAAACAAUACAUAAUCUCAAGUCCAUCAGAUGAUUAAAAAAUGUCUAAUAACUUUACAGCUUCUUAAAGUUAUGUGAAUGCAAUGAAAGCCUUGUAAGAUAAGAUCAAAUAACUUGAAUUGGAGAAUUAAAGUUUAUAGAAUUUAGUAGUAUCAAUUACAUUAUUAAUUAGUCAUCUAAUGAUAGCAAGAGUAACCUUAAAUCUAAUGAGAGAAAACUAAAGGAAUCUAGUGUGCAUAUGAAAUCUAGUGAAAACUUAUAAAUUAAAGAACUUGAGUAAAAAUUUAUGCAACAGGAAUUUAUAUCUAAAAUGAGAAUAGAGGAUUAUGAAUGCAAAAUUACACAAUUAUAAUAGAAUCUUUUGAGUAUUACAUAAUAAGCUGAUCAAAAAUAUAGAGAAUAUAUGGAAGAAAUCUAAAAUUUGUAAUUUUAUUUCUAUAUUAAAAAAGAACUUAGUAGUUGAGAAUUUAAGAGGAAAAUAACAAUAAUUAUCGUAACAAGGUUAACUCAUAAAACCAAAUUAUAUAAUAAGAAAAAUAAGUAAAUAUGGUAAAACAUUAUAGAAUUAUUCAAACAUCUAAUUCCUAUUGGAAUAAGAGUAAAAUGAGAAAAGAUUUUUAUAUUAAAAUAAUGAAAAAUUAUAAUAUGAAUUGUCUAAUAUGAAAGAGAAAUUAUUUGAAGCUGAUACUUACAUAGAAUAGUAUAUAAAUUGUUAUAAUGAUAGUAAAUUUAGAAGUAAUUUAUUAUAUUAUUUUAGAGUUGGAAGAAGAUAAUAAUUAAUUAAAAUUAUAAUUAGAUCAUUUGACAACAGAAAAUUAAUAACUUAAUGAAUCAAUUUAAAAUCUAAAAUCUAAUUUAAAUUUAAAAACAAAAGAACUUGAAGAAUCGGAAUUUAGAAGAGUUAAAAAAUCUUCAGAAUCAAAUAUUAGAAUAGAGUAAUUAAGAUAAUAAUUAAUUACUCUAUCUACAAAAUCUAAUCUAACUACAAUAAGUCCAAGAGUUACAAAAAAAAAGAAUAUUAAAUAAGUAUCAUCUAAAGAAAUGUCAGUAAAACCAUCAAAAAUUAGAGAUUUACGUUAAAUUAAAAGCAAGAGUCUAAAUAAAUUAAUGGACCCUUAAUUUUUAACUCAAUCAUAAUCAAUGCAAAAAAAUAAUUUUAUGCAUUAAAAAUAAUAAGGAUAUGAUUCAUAAAGUAGUGGUGUUAGCAGAUUAAUUGUUAAAACAUUAGAAGAAAAUUAUCCAUCAUCCUAAAAGAAUGAAAUAUGUAAUAAUGCAGUUAUCAUUGGUGAUGAAAUCACUUAUACUGAUCAAUAAUCUGGUAGAAAGAAUUAGAAAUAUAUUGAAGCUGUCUAAAGAAUUAGAUUUUUAGAUGAACUAUUGACAGCCCUUAAUUUAUAAUAUUAAGAUAUAGAAGAAUAAAUUUAAUAAUAAACAGAUAUGACUAUUAAAAAAGAAAAAAGAUAGAAGUUAUUAGAGAUAAUAGAUUCAAUAUCAGAUGUUAAUAAAGAAUUAAAUGAUCUUGUAACUAUAAGGAAACUUGCUUCACAAUAAUGA
This is a messenger RNA of Paramecium pentaurelia, 1666 nucleotides long. Lineage: Eukaryota; Ciliophora; Oligohymenophorea; Peniculida; Parameciidae. The record is from the annotation of a GenBank genome assembly.